Lecanosticta acicola is the source of this 990-nucleotide messenger RNA. The record is from the annotation of a GenBank genome assembly. Lineage: Eukaryota; Fungi; Ascomycota; Dothideomycetes; Mycosphaerellales; Mycosphaerellaceae.
AUGGCAUCCUCAUCCGCUCCCGCCGUCACGGAGCCCGUCCCGAUCUACAAGCUCGCCCAGCGAUACCUGCUGUACGAUGUUGACGUUGUGACCUAUCUGAGAAGGGAGCACAACAUCAGUGGCGUUCUCAUGGGUACUCUGCCUCAGGCCUCUCAGCAGAAUGUCUUCCUCGGCCUACCGUUGGAAUUGAUGCCGGAGGAGGCUCGUGUGCUUGUUGAGAAGAACGCUGCCUACAUCGUGGACGAUGUCCCUCAGCACAGGGAGAGCUUCCUGGCCGGUAAUCUUGGUGCGGAGGAGCAGAGGGCAUAUCAGGCUGCUUUGCGCAAGCAGGGCCAAAGUGCUGCCGCUGAACAGGUGCGGAAGACCAGCGAGAGGAAGAAGAACGCGUUGAAGAAACAAGGCACGGAGAAUUGGAACGACAUACCAGACGACAUGCUCUCUUCCAUGCCACGUCGGGUGAAGAAGGUGAAGGACGAGGCCAAGGAUGAGACAACCGCAACGAGCAGUGGAUCGGAUGAUGAUAUGUUUGCGUCUCCUGCGAACUCGUUCCCAGCCAAAUCUGUUCGCUCGCGCACUCCAUCAGAUGCCAGUAACGCUGGCCCUGAGCCGUACGGCGUCACUCCCACGACUUCUUACCCACCUCUACAGGCACCCAAGCCAGCCGAUGGUGCUAGUAUUCCAGCCGUUCCCAAGUCUUACCCGAUCUACAAGCAUUUGCACGAGAACGGCUACUUCAUGGCUCCCGGUCUGCGCUUCGGCUGCCAAUACAUGGCCUACCCUGGCGAUCCCUUGCGGUUCCACUCUCACUUUCUAUGCAACGGCAUGGACUGGGAUCAGGAGUUUGAUCUUCAGGAUCUCGUUGGCGGUGGCCGUCUGGGCACCGGUGUGAAGAAAGGCUUCCUCAUUGGCGGUCAGGAGAGGAAAGAGCCUACGCCCGCAGGUGACGACAGUAACGUGCGGGCAUUCUGCAUCGAAUGGGGCAGUAUGUAG